Corythoichthys intestinalis (scribbled pipefish) is the source of this 5329-nucleotide messenger RNA. RefSeq names its product vesicle-associated membrane protein 2-like. Gene Ontology annotation, cellular component: plasma membrane; SNARE complex. Gene Ontology annotation, biological process: vesicle fusion; SNARE complex assembly; vesicle-mediated transport. NCBI's taxonomy places the organism in Eukaryota, Metazoa, Chordata, Actinopteri, Syngnathiformes, Syngnathidae. The record is from RefSeq and is a predicted model, not a curated record. Bases 3845 to 4195 code for a protein of 116 amino acids. The transcript has 5 exons. Gene Ontology annotation, molecular function: syntaxin binding; SNAP receptor activity.
GGACAAAAAUCACUAUGAGACCAAAAUGCCAAAGUGCAGACAACAUGACUCGGCUCGCACGCACGUGACGUCAUCCUUCCCUGGACUUGUAACCAUGGUGACGUCAACUUUGGAACUUUGGAUAGUGACCAGUCACUUUUUGUCUGUAUGACCCUUGAUGUUGACUGGCGACCAGCCCAUUAUCUGGAUGUGCUAUGCUAUCGGACGGUGACCGGUCACUUUUUGCCUGUAUGAGCCAUGAUGUUGACUGGCGACCGGUCCAUGGUUAGUCCAUGGUGUUAUGCCAUUGGAUGGUGCUGAGUCAUUUUUUAUGUCUGAGUCAAGAUGUUGACUGGCGACCAAUCUUUCAUCUGAAUAUGCUAUGCCAUUGGAUGGUGACCAGUCAUUUUUUACGUCUCUGAAUCAUCAUGUUGACUGGCGUCCAGUCCAUGAUCUGGAUGUGCUAUGCUAUUCGAUGGUGACCGGUCACUUUUUGCCUGUAUGAGCCAUGAUGUUGACAGGCAACCAUUACAUUACUGUAUCUGGAUGUGUUAUGCCAUUGGAUGGUGACCAGUCACUUUUUGCCUGUAUGAGCCAUGAUGUUGACUGGCGACCAGCCCAUUAUCUGGAUGUGCUAUGCUAUCGGACGGUGACCGGUCACUUUUUGCCUGUAUGAGCCAUGAUGUAGAAUCGCCAACAGUCCAUUGUUGGUCUCGGAGGUUAUGCCAUUGGAUGGUGACCAGUCAUUUUUUAUGUCUCUGAAUCAUCAUGUUGACUGGCGACCAGUACAUUAUCUGGAUGUGCUACGCCAUUGGAUGGUGACCAGUCACUCUUUGUUUCUGUGAGCAUGAUGUUGACUAGCAACCAGUCCAUUGUUGGUCUCGAGUGCCAUUGGAUUGUGAUGAGUCAUUUUUUAUGUCUGAGUCAUGAUGUUGACGGGCGACCAGUCCAUUAUAUGGAUGUGCAUUACCAUUGGAUGGUGACAAGUCACUUUUUGCCUGUAUGAGCCAUGAUGUUGACUGGCCACUAGUCCAUUUUUGGUCUCGGAGGUUAUGCCAUUGGAUGGUGACCAGUCAUUUUUUAUGUCUCUGAAUCAUCAUGUUGACUGGCGACCAGUACAUUAUCUCGAUGUGCUACGCCAUUGGAUGGUGAUCAGUCACUCUUUGUCUCUGUGAGCAUAAUGUUGACUAGCGACUAGUCCAUUGUUGGUCUCGGGUGCCAUUGGAUUGUGAUGAGUCAUUUUUUAUGUCUCAGUCAUGAUGUUGAUAGGUGACCAGUCCAUUAUCUGGAUGUGCAAUGCCAUUGGAUGGUGACCAGUCACUUUUUGCCUGUAUGAGCCAUUAUGUUGCCUGACGAUCGUUACAAGUUAGUAUUGGGUGUUAUGCCAUUGGAUCGUGACCAGUCUUUUUUUUAUGUCUUUGAUUCAUGAUGUUGACUUGCGACCAGUCCAUUAUCUGGAUGUGCUAUGCCAUUGGAUGGUGACCAGUCACUCUUGUCUGUGUGAUCAUGAUGUUGACUGGGGACCAGUCCAUUGUUGGUCUCUGUGUUCUGCCGUUGGAUGGUGACCAGUCACUUUACAUCUGUGUGAGCGUGAGUUUACUGGCGACUAGUCUUUGUUGAUCUGUAUAUGCCAUGCAAUCGGUUGGUGACCAGACACUCUUUAUCCGUAUGACGCAUGAUGAUAACUGGCGACCAGUUAGUUGUUUGGCUAUGCCCAAACAACUAAUUGGCAGUCUUGGCAAUGAUAGACAUCCGAUCCAUGUUUGUCACCAUCAAUUGCAUCUUAUUAAGUUGCAACCUGACGUUUAUUGAUGACCAGUCAUUUCUAUAUGUAUACACCCUCACAGUCAUCGGUUUUUAGUCCAUUGUUUGUUCGUGCCCUAAAACUGGCUGAACAGCAAUCCAGGUGUACCCCACAUCAUUCCCAACGUCAGCUAUAGGAUAGGCUCCACCCACGACCGCUGUGAAGAAACGCUUCAUUGGGAUCCAGCAUCCUCUAGUUGGCGCUGCGGUUCCGGCGUCACUGAUCGGCCAAAGUCGAAGAUGACUCACGCCCAGACGCCAAGACGAGCACCACUGAGAGGAAGAGGAGGAGGAAGACGAGCAAAAAGCUGACAGGAGGGAGAAACGUUGUGCAUGUGAAGACAAACACUAUUUAUAGAUGAGUGUAUGUGUGUGUGUGCACAGCUGCUUUAGUGCGUCAGAGGACGAAUAAGGACGAAGACUACGGUCUCUCCGGGAAACACCCAGCAACUUAAAUCAUCGCAAUGACGUCCACCCUCUCUGACAGCGAUCGUUUUGUAACAACGUCCAAUAACGGCAGGAAGACGUUAAACCUAGUUUAUCGUGAAGUUCGCGCACACUAAAGGUGCAAAAUAAACAUGUCGAAUAUGUUUAGUUUUCCACCAUAGAUGGGAUGAAAGGACACGCCCCUUUUGAGUUGCGAGCCUACCUCAACUCUGAGCUAGUAGGGGCAAAAAAUAAAAGAUAAUGGCAUAGUAUACUGGAGAAUUGUAAGGGAGCUGGGAAUACCUUUUUAGUAGGGGGGUAAUCAUAUACCGACAUGGUGAUAUAUCGCCAUAUUUUGCACCCCAAUAGGUUAAAAUAUGCUCUUGCCAAGAAUCGAUGUAUUAUUUCAAAAAGGUUACUGUUUAAAUAAACAGGCCAACAGUUUGCUUUCAACAUUUUCCACAACUCACUGGUUGCCAUUGACUGCGAUAUACCUCCAAAAACUCUUAGAAUUCACAGCAGAAUAAUGAAAAAGCCUUUUAUCGCCCCUACCAACAUGGCCUCAGAUCGCAAUGUUGCUAGGGACGACGUUCCCAUCAAAGCCAUUGCAUUGACACAUUAAAAUUACGUCAUAGUGCUUAGGUUUGCAUAGGGACAGUAGGGACAUAAUACUAGCAAAUUUUCAGGAUGCUCAAAUUGUCCCCACCAACUUUUAAGCAGUCUUAUUUGCACUAUAGAAUGAGUUCGGUUAUAUAGGUAAUUUAGAUUGUCUUCCCAUAUGUGGUAAGGAUAGAAUAGACCUUACCAUUAUUUAGUGAAUUAUUUUCAUGAUGUUCAGACUUACAUUUAUCCCUUUUCAAUUGCUGAAUGUGCCGGUCCAUUUCCCCCCCACUUAAACGCACGUUUGAUUGACUGAUGACUUGACACCCAACCCCCCCGCCCGCCACACACAUGCACACUCACACUUAAACAGCCCCGACAGAUUCAUAUCAACAAUAUGACCCCUCCUCUGCCCCCUUCAAUGAGGAGGGAUAUUAGAUUUUUUUUUUUUGGCCAGCAGCAGCCACUGUAAAUAAUGUAAAAAGACGACAAUGCUGUGGAGGUGGGGGAAAGACCACAAAUUUUGCUACUAAGUCCGACCUCCGUCGAAGUCAGCAUAACAUUAAACUGUGUGAACUUGCUCACCUGCAAAACUACAGUGGUCAAGCCAGCCUCCACAAGGAACAACGAAGUCAAGCUAGCCGUCCCUCAUUUGGAUCAUUUUUUGCAUCAUGUGCAUUACAACAUCCCUGUUAAUCUUAAACUUUUGAGAAAUGAUCAAAUUGUGACUUUCAAUGUCUCGGCUGUCGGCAUUGCAUUUGAUGGGAAUGUUGCCCCUACCAAUAUGGCCGCACGUUAAUAAAACAAUAUUAAUUUACGUUUCCAUGUAAUGUCACAUGUUAGCCAGCAGAUAGCAGCAGAGUAAAAGUGAUCAAUCGGAAGGCAACUGUCUGUCAGAGUGCUUUUGCGCCUGCGCGGUAUUUAUCAUCCCAGAUUGCGGUUGUCUUUAAAUCCCCCCUACCCCUCCCUUGCUAUCUGUCCCGGACUGGAUUAUCAUCAUCAUCAUCAUCAUCAUCGUCAUCAUCGUGCAUCUGAGAUGUCUACUCCGGAUGCAACGGGAACCCCGGGCGGCCCCGACUCUGAGGGGGGCCCCCCGGCCGCGGCCCCCAACCUGACCAGCAACAGGCGAUUGCAGCAGACGCAGGCGCAAGUGGACGAGGUGGUGGAUAUUAUGCGAGUGAACGUGGACAAGGUCUUGGAGCGGGACCAGAAGUUAUCUGAGUUGGACGACCGCGCCGACGCCCUGCAGGCCGGCGCCUCGCAGUUCGAGAGCAGCGCCGCCAAGCUCAAGAACAAGUACUGGUGGAAGAACUGCAAGAUGAUGAUCAUCAUGGCUGUAGUGGGCGUCAUCCUGUUUGGCGUCAUAUUUUUGUAUUUCUUCUACUGACCUGCAAUGGAGCCUCCUCAUUUCCCGUCGUGAUCUUCAGUGAAUUUCGAUUGUAAUUGCCAGACUUUUUGCUGACUACAGGAACUCCGUUUUGAUGUAUUUUGUGUCUCUUUGCGCUGACAAAACAACACAUUAGUGUUUCAGUAGAUAAAUGGUGGAAAGCUGACUUUGUAAUGUUUGGAUAUUUGUGUGUCUGGAUCCUGGAACCCACUCAUCAAGUGCGAAAUUUUGAGGGUGCUAGAUGAACCAGAGUUGCUUUUAAAAUGAGUUGUUUUUGCAUGGACCACAUAUAAAUUUUAGGGCUGUCAAAAUUAUCGCGUUAACGGGCGGUAAUUAAUUUUUUAAAUUAAUCACGUUAAAAUAUUUGACGCAAUUAACGCACAUGCCCCGCUCAGAUAGACCAAAAUGACAAUACAGUGUAAUGUCCGCUUGUUACUUUUUUUUUGGUGUUUGGCGCCCUCUGCUGUCGUUUGGGUCCAACUGAUUUUAUGGGUUAGUACCAUGAGUGAGCAUGGUGUAAUUAUUGACAUCAACAAUGGCGAGCUACUAGUCUAUUUUUUGAUUGGACAUUUUACAAAUUUUAAUAAAACAAAAUCAUUAAGAGGGGUUUUAAUAUAAAAUUUCUAUAACUUGUACUAACAUUUAUCUUUUAAGAACUACAAGUCUUUCUAUCCAUGGAUCGCUUUAAGAGAAUGUUAAUAAUGUUAAUGCCAUCUUGUUGAUUUAUUGUUAUAAUAAACAAAUACAAUACUUAUGUACAGUAUGUUGAAUGUUUAUGUCCGUCUUGUGUCUUAUCUUUCCAUUCCAACAAUAAUUUACAGAAAAAUAUGGCAUAUUUAUAGAUGGUUUGAAGUGGGAUUAAUUACGAUUAGUUAAUUUUUAAGCUGUGAUUAACUCGAUUAAAAAUUUUAAUCGUUUGACAGCCCUAGUAAAUACAAAAGUUGCAUGUAUAAAUUUAAGCAUACCUAAAAUCUUGAAUAAAACAACAAUGAAAUUUAGCAAUUACCAACACAUGCUAUUGAAUGAUCCCGGUCCAAAUGGAUUAUUUGGACGUCAAUCACUGUCAGUGGCAGCCAGAGUCAAUUUAUGGAAUAACAUUAAAGCCGUUUGAACAGUAGGACGGUUGUAUACUAU